This is a messenger RNA of Monopterus albus (swamp eel), 1283 nucleotides long. RefSeq names its product RASD family member 2a (gene rasd2a). Gene Ontology annotation, molecular function: GTP binding; GTPase activity; G-protein beta-subunit binding. The record is from RefSeq and is a predicted model, not a curated record. Gene Ontology annotation, biological process: signal transduction. Lineage: Eukaryota; Metazoa; Chordata; Actinopteri; Synbranchiformes; Synbranchidae. The transcript is spliced from 2 exons. Bases 27 to 1085 code for a protein of 352 amino acids.
GUUGGUAACAUUUUGAUAGCACGGAGAUGAAUGCAACUGAGAGGCUUUACCUCCCCAUUGAUGGCAUCCUGUUCAGCUGUCUCACUGGGCAUCACCAACCACGCAUUAUGCACCUAGUCCUUCAGUCGCUCUGUCAGAGCACAGCCCUUGCCCCAGCGCUGCAGCACCCCCAAAUCUCAAACAUAUCGAAGACAGACAUGGGCAUCAUCAAAACGGUUAAAGGGCGCUGGAGACAACAGGACAAGACUGCGGUUGUAAUUAGAUCCUCAAGUUCUGGCAAUCGGCCGGUAUCUAGCGAUCAACUCCCAUUACGUUCAGUGGAUCUGCUGGAGCUGGGCCUGACCAAGCCCAGGAACUGUCACAGAAUAGUUGUGCUUGGUGCGCCCAAAGUAGGGAAAACCAACAUACUGAGGCGAUUCUUGGGUAAAGAAUUUGAAGAGCACUAUGAGCCCACAACAGAGGACUUCCACAGAAAGCUGUUCUACAUAUGCGGGGAGGCAUACCAGAUUGAUCUUCUGGACGCAGCAGGCGAGCGAGACUUUCCUGCGAAACGCAGGUUAUCUAUACUGACAGGUGACAUCUUCCUGCUCGUCUUCAGUUUGGAUGACAGAGACUCUUUCACUGAAGCCUGCGAGCUGCUGAAGGAGAUUAAGGCUGCUAAGGCCAAGUUAUUAAAAUUUAAAAAGAAAGUGCCAGUCGUGAUUUGCGGGAAUAAAGCGGACCAGGACGCACAGAGAGCCGUCACACGGUCAGAGGUAACAGAAAGCUUCGGUGAGGAUGCCUCAUUCUUCGAAACCUCGGCUAAAGACGAUACCGGACUGGAAGGUAUGUUCCGAGCCCUUGCCUCUCUAGGCGGACUACCUGACGAAACCAGUCCGUCACGGCAUCAGAUCAUAUCCAUCCUCACCUACCAGUCCCUGUGCAUCGGCCAGCGCGGUAGGAGAGGAAGUAGGACGGGGGGAGUCGGUGCGCCCUGUGCCGCCGUGGACCCCGUGGCGCGCCGCCCGAGCUUCACCAGCGACUUGAGGCUGGUGCUUGGAUCAAGCACCAAACACAACAAACCAGAGAAAUGUCAGAUUCAAUGAAUUGUGAGCCUUCUCGAUAAACCAAUUGUAGUAGUAUGCUGCAAUGUCCUAUAAUGUAUGGAGUUAUACUCUGUAGCACCUGGCUGGACCAGUGCAUUUAUAUUUUGUUUUGUACAUGUAACUGCAGGCUAUUAUAUUAUCCUAUAAUAAAGAUUUCCAUGUGUAUUAUUGUCACUUGUUUAGUCAGUCACUCAUUUU